AUGGUGUUAUUAGAGCUUUUUCUAGUCUGUGGCAGCUCUGCCCCAGUGAGGACUGAACAUGAGGGUGGCACAGUGGCGCCAAGUGUGCAGGGACACAGACUGCCUCAACCGCAGGAGCUAUGGCCCUUUCAGAGUCUUCUAGCCUCUGGAAGGUGGUGCUCUCCGGCUAGUCCUUCUCCAUUGCCCCACUUUUUCAGGCCUUUAGAGGGCGCCCUGACUUGGGUCCUUCUCUUGCUCAGCACUGUCAGGGGCUUGAAGGGCCAGCCUCUCUGUUGUUCAGCUGCUGGUGCUGGCCUGUGGGAGAGAGAAGCUAAAGGGAUGGCCCCACCCUACAGACUCAGCAGUAUCACCUUGCCUCCAAGGAGGCCUGGCUUUCCUCCACAGGCAUUUCCCACCACAGUCUCCUCCCAUGUGUCCCCUGGGGCUGUCUCCCCACCAUCAACUGCAGACCUCCCCCUCGAUCCCUCUACAAUCCCCACACUCCAGCUCCCAGCUGCUGUGCCUUCUAAGGGACCCGCGUCCCUGACUGGGUUAUGUAUGGCUGUGGCAAGGAUUGUCUGCGUGACUCUCAUUCCAUUUAGACUGUCACAGAUCAGCUGCUUCACAUUCAACCUCAACUAUUUCUCCUCUGUCCCAAACAGUUGCCCCAAUGUGGAGAUCAACCCCCUGCUUCAGUUCCCCUACCUGCCAGGGGCAGGUGAUUAUGUUGUCAUGACUAUAUAUUUUGAAUUGAGUAGAAGAAUGGGAUACUUCACUAUUCAAACAUAUAUUCCUUGUAUACUGACUGUGGUUUUAUCCUGGGUAUCAUUCUGGAUCAAAAAAGAUGCUACACCAGCAAGAACAGCAUUAGGCAUCACCACAGUGCUGACCAUGACCACACUCAGCACCAUAGCCAGGAAGUCCUUGCCCCGUGUUUCCUAUGUGACUGCCAUGGACCUUUUCGUGACUGUGUGCUUCUUAUUUGUCUUUGCUGCUCUGAUGGAGUAUGCUACCCUCAACUACUAUUCAAGUUGUAGAAAACCAACUACCACUAAGAAAAAAACAUCGUUACUACAUGCAGAUUCCUCAAGAUGGAUUCACGAAAGGAUAAGCCUACAAGCCCCCUCUAACUAUUCUCUCCUUGACAUGAGGCCACCACCACCUGUAACAGUUACUCUAAACAAUUCCAUGUACUGGCAGGAAUUAGAAGAUACCUGUGUCUACGAGUGUUUGGAUGGCAAAGACUGUCAGAGUUUCUUCUGCUGCUAUGAAGAAUGCAAAUCAGGAUCUUGGAGAAAAGGACAUAUUCACAUAGACAUCUUGGAACUGGACUCAUAUUCACGAGUCUUUUUCCCUACAUCAUUCCUGCUCUUCAACUUGGUUUAUUGGGUGGGAUACCUCUAUCUCUAACUCUUCUUUCAGGUGAUAAGUGAAGAGUGUUAGAUUCCCCUCUAAACUUUCCCCAUCCCCAGACCAGUAGUGACUAACUGGAGUAGCAAGGAAAGACACUGCUCAGUUUAUUUGAAAUACAUCACUUUUGAGCAGUGUAGGAGUAUGUGGCAAAUAUUUCUAUUAUGUAUUUCAAACCCACAGAUACAUGCGUGUGCACACACAAGUUAACUGAGUGUUAAAGUGAUCUUCUUGCUAAUCCUUUACUGAAUCUGUAGCUUGGUGAUAUUUAUAAAUGUUUUUUGGAUAUUGGAAGCAGUUCUCAAUUUUCUUUUGUGAAGAAAUCUGUGAAACGUACAAGCAAAUAUCUGAGAAGCUCUCUCAGACUCCACCCUUUUCUGUAUUUGUACUUGGGCCCUCGGCAGUACUGGCGCCCAGUCGCGCAGAGUUGCUGGUGACCGAGACACUCAUGCUGACCUCAGCCACUGGCAGUCUGAGUUCAAGUGUGAACUGCAGUGAGUUACCACCCAAUUUCCUCUCUCUAUGGCCUCUUUGCUCUGUCACCACCUUCACUGAUUGGUGUACUUUAAUCGAAUAACCUCACCCUAAGUUUGGAAAGGUUGUAUCUGUUUCAUCCACAAGUUUUCAGUUGAGGAAACAGUCUGAUUUUCAAAAUUUUCAUGUUGCUGAAGUCAAAGAUGUUUACUAUCUCUGAACAUCAUAAGUUCAACAUUUUAUCCUAAGAAUUGUGUUUUACUAAACCAAGAAGCAACCCCAGGGUAUACUCUAUUAUGGGUUCAAUGAUUAUCUUUACCUUGCAAAGAAAGGUAUAUAGCAUUCACAAGCUUUGGUUUUGAAAUUGUUUUCCAGAGUGUGAAAGAAAUGUAGAUAGAAUUUGUACAAAUUUUUCUUAGUGAAUAUUAACGUUCAAGUCAAAUCAAUUUUAGAUGCAAAACAACGGGUCAUGGCUAUCAUC
Messenger RNA from Odocoileus virginianus texanus, 2344 nucleotides. The record is from RefSeq and is a predicted model, not a curated record. NCBI's taxonomy places the organism in Eukaryota, Metazoa, Chordata, Mammalia, Artiodactyla, Cervidae.